CUUCCAGCGCGCUGGUCUGUCGGUGCCGAUGCGGAGGCUGAAUGGCUUCUUUGACGAGAUGGACUUGAAUAAUGACGGUUUCAUCAGUUUUGAUGAAUGGCGCGAUUUCCUGCUUUUUAUGCCUAGUACCCACCACGGGUCAGCACUGGAGGCUGCGCUGUCUUAUUAUUCUACCAUUGUUAUGGUCAAUGCAGAGGGAGAUUCGCUCGUUAGUGAUGAAACCCUAGAAGGCCUAGGAUACUUCCUCGCCGGUGCCGUUUCGGGCGGUGUGUCGCGAACUGCUACCGCGCCCCUGGACCGCCUGAAGGUCUACCUCCUCGUCAAUACAAAAACCAGCACCACUGCGGCUCUCGCCGCUGCCAAGAGCGGCCGUCCUCUCGUUGCCCUGCGCAACGCAGGCCGUCCCAUUGCCGAUGCUAUUGUGACCCUGUGGAAGACUGGCGGGGUGCGCACCUUUUUUGCGGGAAAUGGUCUCAAUGUCAUCAAGAUUAUGCCAGAGUCUGCCAUUCGGUUCGGCUCUUAUGAAGCAUCCAAGAGAUUUCUCGCAGCUUACGAAGGACACGACGACCCCAGUCAGAUCAGCGCCGUCUCCAGGUUCGUGUCCGGUGGCAUUGGCGGCAUGACGGCGCAGUUCUGCGUGUAUCCGAUCGAUACGCUCAAGUUUCGGCUACAAUGUGAGACGGUCCAGGGUGGCCCCAAGGGAAAUGCGCUGCUUUUCCAGACGGCGAAGAAAAUGUGGGCAGAUGGCGGUAUCCGUGCGGCUUAUCGCGGCCUCGGGCUCGGGCUCAUCGGCAUGUUUCCGUACAGCGCCAUCGACAUGGGCACAUUUGAGGUGCUCAAGAAGUCGUACAUUCGAGCGGCGGCGCGCUACUAUGGCAUCCACGAAGACGACGCCCAGCUUGGAAAUGCCGGCACGGCCAUCUUGGGAGCGUCCUCGGGGGCGCUCGGCGCUACCAUCGUCUAUCCUCUCAACGUUCUCCGCACCCGGCUGCAGACUCAAGGCACGGCCAUGCACCCGCCAACAUACACGGGAUUCAUGGAUGUGGCAACCAAGACGGUCCGUAACGAGGGAGUACGCGGCCUAUACAAAGGCCUGGUGCCCAACCUCCUCAAGGUAGCUCCAGCGCUGAGCAUCACCUGGGUGUGCUACGAAAACAUGAAGAAGCUUUUGGGCUUGAACUAAGCGCUGGGAACACCCCCAGAGAUUCGGUAUGCCUGAAAAAUAGAGCUAUUGAGCGAUGUUAGAGGUGGUCGUUGGAGGAGAGCGACUUAGUUUUUACUUUUUCUUGGCAUCAACUUGGCGUCUGGGUAGUUGAGUUUUGAUGUCCGCUACGGCGGCGGCGGCGUUUGGGUUGCUGCAGUAGCAUCGAGAGAUACCAGUUAGAAGGAGGAUCAUUGAUCAAAGGUUGGGAUGACAGGUCAUCGUGCCCUGGGACCAUGGUGUUAGACGAUGCCAUACCGACUUAUGUCGUCACACAGCUAACGUUAAUUAAUGACUGUGUCAC
Molecule: messenger RNA, 1505 nt
Organism: Canariomyces notabilis
Lineage: Eukaryota; Fungi; Ascomycota; Sordariomycetes; Sordariales; Chaetomiaceae
Product: mitochondrial carrier
Exons: 5
Biological process (GO): ATP transport; transmembrane transport; ADP transport
Molecular function (GO): ATP transmembrane transporter activity
Source: RefSeq, a predicted model, not a curated record